This is a messenger RNA of Strongylocentrotus purpuratus (purple sea urchin), 649 nucleotides long. RefSeq names its product mitochondrial import receptor subunit TOM20 homolog (gene tomm20). Gene Ontology annotation, biological process: protein targeting; protein import into mitochondrial matrix; tRNA import into mitochondrion. Gene Ontology annotation, molecular function: transmembrane protein transporter activity. NCBI's taxonomy places the organism in Eukaryota, Metazoa, Echinodermata, Echinoidea, Camarodonta, Strongylocentrotidae. Bases 82 to 579 code for a protein of 165 amino acids. The transcript is spliced from 5 exons. Gene Ontology annotation, cellular component: mitochondrial outer membrane translocase complex; mitochondrial outer membrane. The record is from RefSeq and is a predicted model, not a curated record.
CAGUGUGUACCUUGUAGGUCAUUUCGCGAAUUUCGUCGGCCUGAAAAUUGUCCAAAAACAAGCUGAAGGACAAGUAAAAAUAUGUUUCAAAUAAUAUCUAGAACUACUGCAGGUGUUGUGGCUGGUGUAGCCGGUACUCUAUUUAUUGGGUACUGUAUUUAUUUCGAUAGGAAGAGAAGGAGUGACCCAUUGUUCCGUCAAAAACUUAAAGAACGAAGAAAGUUAAGAGGGGAGACAUGUUCAAAGCCAGGUAGUGGAAGUUCAGGAGGAGGACAAAAACUAGAGAUUCCAGAUCUGAAGGAUGCUGAAGCUGUUCAGAGGUUCUUCUUACAACAGGUACAACGUGGAGAGGAGUUACUUGCAUCAGGUGAUUUUGAAAAUGGAGUUGAGCAUCUGAGUAAUGCUGUAGCUGUAUGUGGCCAACCUCAGCAGUUAUUACAAGUUCUUCAUCAGACUCUACCUGCACCAGUCUUCCAACUCCUGGUUCAGAAACUGCCUCAAACAAGCAAGAAAAUUGCUGCUUUGAGUGAAGCAAGGAGUUCAGGGGCUACAAUUCAGGAAAUAGACGAUUUGGAAUGAAUUUCAAUUACUACUGGAAAUCGAGAGUGGUAAACAUGGGCAUAAAACCACUAGACUGUUGCUAAAUAAA